Messenger RNA from Vigna umbellata (rice bean), 733 nucleotides. Its product is annotated as S-protein homolog 5-like. The record is from RefSeq and is a predicted model, not a curated record. Lineage: Eukaryota; Viridiplantae; Streptophyta; Magnoliopsida; Fabales; Fabaceae.
AACUUUGACACAAUAGUGUUGAAGGAAUGCACAUAUAUAAAGCCUGAGAAGCUAGCAAAACAGAGAUAUCAUAUUCGUCUUCAUAACCAACCAUGAAACAUUCUGUGAUUUACCUUACUAUGUGUCUUGCCUCUUCCAUUAUCAUGGUGAUGGCCACGGUACAAAGGGCAAGGUUCUUGUUGGGCACCAACGAUUACUACGUUCGAGUGAUCAACGGUUUCACUGACAAUUCCUCUGUGCCGUUGGUGAUUUGGUGUUCUUCCGAAGAGAUGGAUCUCGGAGGACGUGCCCUUCAGGAACACGAUGAUUUUAGCUGGGUGAUGAGGCCAAAUUUUUGGAGCAGCAAUCGCAUGAAGUGUACUAUGAAAUGGGACAGUACGAGGAAGAGUUUUGAGGCGUUUAAGGCUUCACGAGACACUGAACGAUGUGGGAUUCAUAGGAUGUGCUCCUGGAUGGUCACUCAGGAUGGCUUCUAUUUCAGCAAUGAUGAGGUUAAUUGGAGGAAGGACUUUUUGUGGUGAAUGUGUGAGAACUGUGAUGCCAAGGUUUUCCCCUUCAUCUUGGAUUCACAUCACAACCCUGCUUCAAUAUGGGGAUGCUGUUAGCCAAUAUCAGCACAGAGGAGUUUUGUAUAAUUAUAUAUAAAUUAAAUAAAUAAAAAAUGUGUGUGCAGUUUUUGUAAUGGUAGAAAAGGUGACGAGUUUUGUUUUGUUUUAUCGUAACAUAGGAUGUA